AGCAGUUCCUCGUCGGACUGUUGUAGAUGUGGCACCGUAGUGACGGGCAGAUGGCGGCGGGCUUGGUCCAAAUGUCAUGUUUGUACCGCAGAAUGUUGGCCGUGCAGGCGGCCGCUGUCAGGCCGCUCAUUCCCGGCCUGGUCCCGACUCGCUUCCGGGCCUUCUCGCUGCGGAAAGAGGACGAAGACUUGGAGAAGAAUCCCUACUACCGGAAGUACCAGGACAAGAUCAACAACCUGCGCAGUUCCAAGCCGGAAGAGAUGAAGGCACGGAUGGAAAAACGUCACGACGCAAAGAAGGAAGUGCUGGGACAUUCCAAGCAAGCAGAGUUUGUGAAGUUCAUGGAACAGGAGUUGGAGAAGCGAAACAAGCUUGCUGCCGGCGAUGGAACAUCAGCCAGUUUCACCAAAAACAAGAUGCUGAGCUCCAUCCUCAACCUGGAGCUGAUCCAGGACAAGACGGGUGAGGAGAUUGCAGAGAUCUGGAUGAAAUAUUUUGCCGCCAAGGACACAAUCAGCGCUGUCAUUUCAACUGAGACGUACGACAUUAUUCACACCCGCGCCACUUCUUGUCCCAUGUUCCUGUUUGCGUUGCCACAGAUGGAAGGUUACGAGUUCUUUGUGGGUCAGUGGUCUGGCCAUGAGCUCCAUUUCACCUCGCUCAUCAACAUCCAGACGUUGGGUGAGAACGCUCCUAGUCAGCUGAUCCUCUACCACUACCCUGACUUGAAGGACAAGGGUGUUGUGCUCAUGACAGCAGAGUUGGAUCCCAAGUUUAUUACCGUCCACCAAGCUCAGUGCCUGGCCAAUCAGGUGCAGCUCUUUUACGGCACGCAGAGGCAGGAGACGCACCGCUUGGUGGAGACCUUUAACCACCACCCUGCCCAUUUCAAACACAUGGCGGUCAUAGCCGAGCUCGAACACAGCGGGCUCGGGUCGGCACUCUCCAAAUAGAGAAGGACCAGGACUGAGCCGAGAUCAAGCACGCCAUCAUCAACUACAGCUGUUAGAGAUCUUCAGACUCAGCAAAAAAGAAAAGGUUUGAUCUUACGGCCGCGCAGCCCCCAGGGACCACCCCCGCCACCAACACAGGGGAGUCUCCUCUGAGCGUCAGUCCCAAUCCACCUUCUGUCCUCGGGAGGCAAACGGGACGAGCGGGAACCCAGCUCACGCGGGCACAGAACACUGGCAAUGGCCCCUGAAGCACAAAUAGAUGCUCAAACAUGAAAACUAUAAAAGUCAUUUCCGCAGCUUUUGAUCACUCACCAAUCUUCGGAAGAUGUCUUUAACUUGGACGGUAGAAAAGUUGGCUGGGAUGAUGUCGGGUUUGAGACCACUUGCAGCUGAGGAAAUAUCACUUGUUCAUUCCACUAACAGACCCGUAUCAUUAGUUGUGAUGAUAUCACUUUACACUUACCUUGGAUCUCGGGAGCCUCAGCAGUUUCAUCAAAGUCGUCUUCUCGGUCCAUUUCUGAGUACUUUUCCAGGGAGCGUUUGUGUGCCACUGAUAGAAUAUCCUGUAAGAUGUCCAUCUUUCUUAAGAUCUUACACAAACCGUGGACUCGCAGCGCCUCCUCGUGUCGCAUCACCGCCAGCCGCAAGUGAGCUUUACCUUUAAAAAAAACAAAACACAAAUACACAAGUUAGGUAUCUCUUCCCAGUCAAUCAUAUUUUCCGGACUAUAAGGCGCACUUAAAUCCUUUUCCCCCCUCAAAAUUGACAAUGCAUCUAAUGUACGGAAUAAUUUUGGUUGUGCUUACCGACCUAGAAGCAAUUUUAUUUGGUACAUGGUGUAAUGAUAAGUGUGACCAGUAGAUGGCAAUCAAACAUAAGCGAUACAUGGAGACUGCACUAACUAGAUAGAUCAUAGGUGUCAAACUCUGGCCCGCCGUGUAAUUUAAUUUGGCCCUUGAGGUGAUAUCAAAUUAAGAUAAGAGCUGGCCCGCCAGUAUUAUACUGCACCGCAUUCACCGCUGAUAAAAAACAAAAAAAACUUAGAUUUAUAUUGCGCUAUUCUAAACACUCAAAGCGCUCACAGAGAAGUGGGACUCAUCAUUCAUUCACACCUGGUGGUGGUAAGCUACAUCAGUAGCCACAGCUGCCCUGGGGUAGACUGACUAAUACUCAUACUUGCCAACCCUCACAAUUUUCCCGGGAGACUCCCAAAGUUCAGUGCCCCUCCCGAAAAUCUCCCGGGGCAACCAUUCUUCUGAAUUUCCACCCAGACAACAAUAUUGGGGGCGUGUCUUGAAGGCACCGCCUUAAGCGGCCUUUACAACCUGUCAUCACGCCCGCUUUUCCUCCACACAAACAGCGUGCCGGCCUGGUCACGUCAUAUAUGCGGCUUUAACACACACACACAAGUGAAUGCAAGGCAUACUUGGUCGACAGCCAUACAGGUCACACUGAGGGUGGCCGUAUAAACAACUUUAACACUGUUACAAAUAUGCGCCACACUGUGAACCCACACCAAACAAGAAUGACAAACACAUUUCGGGAGAAAAUCUGCACCGUAACACAUCAGAUCAAAUACCCAGAUCCCCUUGCAGCAUUAACUCUUCCGGGACGCUACAAUAUACACCCCCACUACCACCAAACCCUGCCCUCCCCAAAUUUGUAUUUAAAUUUUAUUUGCUAUGCCAUUGAUAUUUUUUAAUUAUUAUUAGCAACUGGAUUUUGUAUGUCACUAUAAAGUUCUAUAAGCCUUGCUUCUUCAAUAUUCAAUGCAAAACUUGUUUGGUCCCUAUUAAAAGGUUCAUUUGUUCAACCUUG
Messenger RNA from Nerophis ophidion (straightnose pipefish), 2771 nucleotides. RefSeq names its product ATP synthase mitochondrial F1 complex assembly factor 1 (gene atpaf1). Gene Ontology annotation, cellular component: mitochondrion. The coding region runs from base 27 to 953 and encodes 308 amino acids. NCBI's taxonomy places the organism in Eukaryota, Metazoa, Chordata, Actinopteri, Syngnathiformes, Syngnathidae. The record is from RefSeq and is a predicted model, not a curated record. The transcript has 10 exons. Gene Ontology annotation, biological process: mitochondrial proton-transporting ATP synthase complex assembly.